CACUGAACUCUCCCAUCUCUGCUUCUCAUCUAGUGUUCCUUCAGUCACAGACUUUUCAGAUCCUUUCAAUUAAGGACUUCUCCUGCGGAUCUUCUUGCAGACCCUACGCACACCGUGUGGAGUGAUGACUCACCACACACGCGCACACACAGAGCAACCAAUUGUGUGUCCGCAAAUGACAUGCACUAUAAAAGUUUCAGCUUUCCGACGUAGAUGCUUGGCAAGUGGACAGGAGGCAGAACUCUCAAGGACGGCCAACGCUGACGCACCUCUCCCCAGGGGCCGUCCCACCUGCGCUCCUGAGGGGAAAGAGCUGUCCCAGUGGGGACCAAGCCUCCACAGGAGGGGGUGGGAGGUGGUUGGGAGAGGGUGUUAAAAAGAAAAAUGGGCAACAUGGCAACAGAGAUCGUUGCCUUCGUCCUGACAAUCUCCGGGUGGAUCUUGGUGUCCUCCACCCUGCCGAUAGACUACUGGAAGGUGUCGUCUGUGGACGGGACGGUCAUCACCACGGCUACAUUCUGGUCUAACCUGUGGAAAACGUGUGUGACCGACUCCACCGGCGUGUCCAACUGCAAGGACUUCCCUUCAAUGCUGGCGCUGGACGCCUACAUCCAGGUGUGUCGGGGUCUGAUGAUCGCCUCCGUGUGUCUGGGGUUCUUUGGUGCCGUCUUGGCCUUGGUAGGAAUGAAGUGCACGAAAAUAGGAGGCUCAGAGACCACCAAGGCUCGUCUGACCGUCGGCUCGGGCUUCCACUUUGUCCUCAGCGGCCUCUGCUGCAUGACUGCGUGCUCCAUAUAUGCUCACAGGAUCACGACAGACUUCUUUGACCCCCUCUUUGUUGCCCAGAAGUUUGAGCUGGGAGCGGCUCUCUUCAUCGGCUGGGCUGGAUCCGUGCUGUGUAUCCUCGGGGGACUUAUCUUCUGCUUCUCCAUGCCCGAGGGCUCCAGUGCCAGGCGAGUUGCUGGGUAUUUCUUACGAGGCUUGAUGCUCACGUUGUGAGUCCACGUCUGUCACCGGCAACAUGGGGCUUAGAGGAAAUCUGAUUUGGACCGACUCUCCAACGCAAACUAAAUCGGGCAAUUUAAAUGAGGACUUUAACUGAAACGGAGAGACGACUACAGCCGAAGACAUCCAGUAAUCUCUCUCAACAUCUUAUGUCAUAAUUGCCGAGCCAACAGGGAAGGUUGUGUGA
Messenger RNA from Gasterosteus aculeatus aculeatus (three-spined stickleback), 1192 nucleotides. RefSeq names its product claudin 10a (gene cldn10a). Lineage: Eukaryota; Metazoa; Chordata; Actinopteri; Perciformes; Gasterosteidae. Gene Ontology annotation, molecular function: structural molecule activity. The record is from RefSeq and is a predicted model, not a curated record. Gene Ontology annotation, cellular component: membrane; bicellular tight junction.